Molecule: messenger RNA, 1068 nt
Organism: Phytophthora infestans T30-4
Lineage: Eukaryota; Oomycota; Peronosporomycetes; Peronosporales; Peronosporaceae
Product: Drug/Metabolite Transporter (DMT) Superfamily
Exons: 4
Coding region: 1-1068 (355 amino acids)
Cellular component (GO): Golgi apparatus
Molecular function (GO): antiporter activity
Source: RefSeq, a predicted model, not a curated record
AUGGGGGAAUUCCACGACAAGGAGGCCGCUUUAUCCCUGCGCACAAUGGAGAGCAAAGUCGCCGUCUGUAUUGCUGCAUGGUAUGUGAUCAGUCUCGUCACUCUGUGGACCAACCGCUACGUGGUGGCCAAGCUACGCGUGGAUUCCAAUUUGCUGUCACUCGCACAGCUCGGUAUGUCCGUCGUGGGUGGUCUGGGCUCUGAGCUCUACCUCGUAGGCUGGACGGUAUGCAAGCGAGGCAUGCGCAAGGUACUGGACGAUGGACUCAAGGACAUGGUGUUGCUCGCUGGUGUGCGCAUUCUCACGGUGUUGCUGGGACUUACGGCGCUCAAAUACAUUGCCGUAUCCUUCACACAAACGAUCAAGUCUUCUGCACCGUUUUUCACAGUAGUGUUGACCUACUUCUUACUGGGUCAGCGCACGGGAUGGCGAGUGAACUUUUCGCUGAUCCCAAUCGUCUUGGGCCUUAUCUUCUGCAGCUUAUCGGACAGCUCCUUCCACGUCAUCGGAUUCAUCGCUGCACUCAUGUCCAACUGCGUUGACUGCAUCCAAAACGUACUAACCAAACGACUAUUAAACCGUUCGUACUCGACCACGCAGUUGCAACUGUACACUAGCAUCAUCGCUGUGGCCAUGCAACUCACGUUCAUCGCAUACAACUGGAUGGCUACGCCACCUGAACCAGCUCUUGAAGUUAAGAGGACGGACCGCUCAACGGCAUUCGUCUUCGUGGUACUCGUCCUGGACGGCAUGUGCUUCUUCGUCCAGAGUGCUCUUGCUUAUAUGCUCAUGAGUUUGGUGUCGCCGGUAACACACAGCGUGGCAAACUGCGUAAAGCGUGCGCUCAUCAUCGUACUGUCCAUUUACCGAUAUGGAGAAGACGUGACGCCACUUAACUGGUGCGGGAUGGUGCUUGUUAUCUUCGGAGUGUACGUCUUCAAUGCUGCUUCGAGACUCGAGCGCGAGCAAGCCAUUAAAGGUCCAAUUAUUGCACCUGCCAAGUCAACUUUCGUCGAGACGAGCACAAUUAGCAAUUUGUCGGAGAUCCGAGUCGAGAAAGGGAGAUGA